GAAGGAGGACGUCCUACAGUGAGCAUUAUCUAUAGGCUAGUUGUUAUAAUAAGAUUUAUUGGCGAUUGGGGAACUUUAUUCUCUUGAUGUUUCAGAUUACAGCUACAUGGUUGUCGAUAGAUCUAGUCCUGCAUAUUGUCCACAUUUAAUCCCUUACGCGUACCUUUCGCGUCGGAACCGGAGAGGGAUAGAUUGCAAUAACCCUUGUUUACAGCGGAGGUUUAAAGGGUGGGAGGCGUUUCUCGCUGUUAAUGAAAUUUAUUGUACAGUUCUUUUUGGUUGUAAACGGGGCCAUUAACUAAAUAGUGGCCCCAUGACUUAGCUUAAGACCAAUUCGCAGUUCAGCUGUGACCUCCCUGUAUUGCAUUCAUUUUUAACUUUUAUGUUUCGUUUGCAGUUUUACUCUAUGUACUUGUGGAAAGGAUAACAAUCAUCAUCGUACUAGGAAUGUUUUUUUCUGUUCCCUGAUUAGCAAUGACUGAGGUCCUCCGUCGUAUCCAUGGGGUCAUUAUAAAAGUACUUUUGUUCCCCUGCGCGCUCCGGAAUAAGGGCCCGCGCCCCACCGCCUCCGAAGUGUUAACCUGUCACCUGGUGCAGCGCAGGCUCCCACCUUGGACCUCCUUCUGUGUGCGCUAUAGUGACAUCUCCAAUGAUCAGUUUGGACUGUCAAACUUUAAUUGGAAGGUAUCAGGAGCAAAUUAUCAUAUCCUCCGGACCGGGUGCUUCCCAUUUGUCAAGUACCACUGCACCAAAGCCCCUUUACAAGACUUGGACGUAGAAAAUAAUUUUUUUACCGUACUGAAAGUCAUCAAUCUUGGUCUCCCAUCGCUGGCCUAUGGACUGGGCUCUUGGCUUAUGAUUGGAGCAUCAGAAACUGUGCAGACGAGCUGCGGUCCUGUCACUGUCUACUUCCUGUAUAAAGAGAAGGAGGGGGCCCAGUAUUAGUGCUGAAUAAUGUGCUGCUGAGGAUAAUUCUGUGUGUGUGUGUGCUAAAUAGUCAUCAGAUUUUCUCUUGAAAAUGACAGAUCUCAGUCAGAACAGAGAACAACUACUG
Paramormyrops kingsleyae is the source of this 1054-nucleotide messenger RNA. It is a transcript of the gene c11h15orf61, whose product is annotated as chromosome 11 C15orf61 homolog. The record is from RefSeq and is a predicted model, not a curated record. Lineage: Eukaryota; Metazoa; Chordata; Actinopteri; Osteoglossiformes; Mormyridae.